CAAUUUUUCAUUCAAAAUUAACAUUUUUGCAGAAAAAAACAGUUUUCAUUGCGAUAUGAAAGGAGAUUUUCAAUUCAAAGCAUCACAAAACGACCUGAGAAAGCAUCGCAAAUAUUGAAUUGACAAAAAAUUGAACAAAAACGGAUAAAAACUGAAAUUAAUCAUAUCAAAAAAAUUUUUAAGUGAAUUUUUGGUAAUCAUUAUCAUGUAAAAAAUAGAAAUAAGAGCACAGAGACAAUUCAUGAGAGAUUGAAAAGACGCAAAAAACGUCGUGAAAAUGAUAAUUAAAGUUAAACAGACAAAAAGUAAACAAACCGUAUGUGUGUAGAAAGUCACAAAAGUGUUGCAAGAAGCAAAGAGAAAAGGAAAUUUCAUUGAGUUGGUCCCGCUGUUUGGCUUUCGAGCUACAUGGGGUCUGUACAAAAUGCCCUAAAUUGCAUCUCGUUCACGCUCGCCGUCACACUUUUCCUACUUUUUUGCACGAUUGGCGCGAGUCAGCAGUCCUGCGAUAAAUCCCGGAAGGUUUUUACUCAGUCAUGGGGCGAAAUUUCCGACUCCGAUGGAGUUACGAAUUACACAAAAGACUCUCAUUGCGAAUGGUUGAUCCGAGCAGCAAAUUCAUCGCAGUUUAUCACGCUAAGCUUUCGCUCAAUCUCUACUGAAUGUGCCUACGACUACAUUUUCGUGUACGAUGGCGACUCGUACGCCAAAUCUACGCUUUUGGGAAGUUUUUCGGGCAAAACGAGCCCCAAACCAAUCGUUGCGGCAUCCGGCAGUAUGCUGAUUUUGCUGUAUAGUGACACAAAUUACGUGCUUGACGGGUUUAAAGCGGAUUUUUCCGUGACAAAUUGCCCGAACAACUGUUCGUCGCACGGCAAAUGCGUGAAUCACAAAUGCAUUUGCAGUAGUAGUUGGCUCGGCGAUGAUUGCAGUAAAAAUGCGUGUCCGCAAAAUUGUCACGCUGAAUUAAAUCAAGGGAAAUGCGUGAAAGAUCAUUGCGAAUGUGCGUCAGGAUACUCCGGGAUGUCGUGUAGCUUGAAAAAAGACGAUCCAAUUAGCAAUGAAUAUCAUUGGUUGGCAGAUUCGAUCGACGGAUUGCAUCCGAGAGCAGCGCAUACAGCGACUUACAUCGAAAAGACUGAUUCUCUGUACGUUUUUGGCGGUUACGACUUGAACAACGUGCUGGAUAACUUGGAAAUUUAUCGUUUUGAGACGAGUCAGUGGGAGAAUGAGCAUGGAUUGCGACUGAAACAAGCGCAUUUCAAAGAUAGGCUUGACACGACGUUGCUAAAAGCAGUAUUAGACAGCCCGGGGGAAAGUCCCUUGUUUCAUUUGAAAGACGGAUCGAUUUUUAAGAAUGUUUUGUUGUCGGUGACGGAAGGAAAUAAGCUGAGAAGUACGAGAUCAGCAGGAAAUAACACGAUAAAUAGCGAAAAUCAACACAAUUAUGAUCGACCAUCGGCGAGGCAUGGGCAUGCAGCGAGCAAUGUUGAAGAUGGCUUCGUAAUUUACGGCGGCAAAACAUCUUCAGGUCAUCUUUCCGACGAACUUUGGCUCUACAACAUCUCCUCGAACAACCGAUGGUCUUUACGAGCUCUAAAUUCUCUCGUCAAACCUCCCGCUCUCGUUCGUCACACACUCACAUACGCCAACGGAUUCCUCUAUCUCUUCGGCGGAAGUACCUCAAGCGGCGAUUUCUCCUCCCGCAUGUUCAAAAUUCGCAUUUCCCGCAACUCCUCAGAGGAACAAUGGCAAGAAGUUAAAUGUCGCGGCGGAAAAUCUCUCGACGUUCGUGUCGUUGCUCAUACAACAGUUUAUUACGAACCACUCAAUUCUUUGAUCGUUUAUGGCGGAAUCACGACCGGAGUUGCAAGAUUCUCGAAAUUAUCGGAUCGGAUGUUUGCGUUUAACCUUGAAACGCAAUUUUGGGCGGAAAUUUUGUAUCCAAGGACUUAUUUGAGGGAUACUUUUGUGCCACGAGAACGAGCUUUUCACACAAGUGUCGUUUCAGGAAAUUAUUUAAUUGUUUUCGGGGGUUAUUCGCAUCGUCAUAACAAGGAGGAAAUUUGUUAUGACAACACAAUUUACUUGUAUCAUCUCGGAUGUCAUACUUGGACAAGUCCUGAGAUUUUGGGGCAAUCCACAAAUCAUUCGCCGAAGGAACAGGGAGUUUUUGCACAUGCUUCAGCGCUGCGAGGGAACACUUUGUUGCUUGUUGGAGGCUAUCAUGGCACGGUAAAUGGCGAUUUGUUGGCUUAUACGAUCCCUCCGAUGAUUUACGAGAGUGCCGAUCCCGAAAGUAAAUGCUCGAAUUAUCACCAACAAAGCGAAUGUCUCUCAAAUAUGGAUUGCGGAUGGUGCAGUGCGGAUAGUACGUGUUACGGACGCACAGUAGGCGCCAAUUGCACGACAAAUUUACAAACAACUCGAUGUCCGGGGAUUUGUCAAAGCCUUGGAGACUGUCAAUCCUGCUUAAUUCUCGGAAAAUCGCAUCAAAACAGGAAAUUCAACUCGGUAGCGCAGAAAUUGGGACUUGACAAGUGCACGUGGUGCGUUCAAAAUGCUCGUUGUCAUCACAAAGACGAGUACGGGAUAUGCGGCGAAGAUACCCCCUCGCAAGAUGUCGGUUGGUGGGGCAAACAAGGCAUCGAAAUCACUUCAGCGGAUCAAUGCACACCCAAAGACAAACGCCCGGGACUCACAUUGUUGCGAUAUUUGUAUCCCGUCGACUUUAACAUGCCCGAUUCGAUUCAAAUUAUCAACGCAACCAUGGUAGACUUCAAUUUGCCCGGCUUAAAUACCAUCACGGAGCAAUUAUUUGACGGAAAUGGCAGCAAAAUUGUCACGCGCCUCUUGGGAUACAUUCGCCCGCCCGAAUCUUGGCGAAAUCUCAGCGAAAAGUUAUGGGUUUGUUCGAGUUAUUCCCAAACCGAACUGAAAAUCGGACUUUUUGAUGCGAAAAACCUAAAAUUGGCGGCAAAUUUGACCUCAGAUCAAACAAGUUGUGUUCAAGCGGAUUGGCCAAUGUUGGAACCAGGCAAGAUUUUUAUCGAUCUUCAAGCGAAACGGUCGAUGAACUCGCAAAAUGUGCCUCACAGCAAGAUUGGGCUGCAACAUAAUCGCACGACAGACAGUUCGAGAGCCUUUACUUUCGAAUAUUUGGAGCCUUUUGCGAACGAAACUUGCGGAUAUUACAAAAGUUGUCUCCCAUGUCUCUCGUCGUCGAGUUGCGGAUGGUGUGAUUUGACCAAAAGUUGCGUUUCAAGAAGUUCGGAGCAAAGUUGUACCUUGGAAGAUGAAUCUCAAUAUUUGACUCUUCAUUCGACAAAGUGCAAAAAUUGUUCGAAUUUCAUCAGUUGCGAAGAUUGUACGACAAACGAUUGCGAAUGGUGGAUUGAAGAUGCCCGAUGUGCGCGGAAAGGUCGAUCGCCGAGAGCAGCAAGAACGUUAAAAGCUUGCCCGGUGCCCUGUUAUCAACGAACGGGAUGUUCGCAAUGCUUGAAUGACGCCGGGAGAUGCGUUUGGUGCAAAUCGACGCAAACUUGCUUCAGUUUCUCGGUUUAUACGAGCGAAUAUCAGUUCGGGAUGUGUCGCGAAUGGUUGGAUCAAGUGUCGUAUAUUGCUCAUGAGAAUUCGUCGCAUGUCGAAGCGAAUGCGGAUAAAUGUGAAAAUUGUGCCGCCACGAAUUGUUCGUCGUGUUUGAAGACGCUGAGUUGUGGUUGGUGCUACGAUAAGGAGAAUCCGAUUGAGGGAAUGUGCUUGACGGGAGAUUUUAAUACGACGUCGACGGAAUGUAGUGUCUUGAUGAAUAAGACAGAUGUUGAAUUUGCCUAUGCGCAAUGCCCGGAUGUCGAUGAGUGUGGAUUAGGAAUUCACGAUUGUCAUCCUGAAGCAGUUUGCAGCAACACUCACGGUUCUUACCAAUGUCAAUGUCGUCAAGGCUUCAUCGGCGACGGAAAGAAAAAUUGCACAAAAACCUGUUUCGAAAAAUGCAUUCACGGCACAUGCUCCGGAGCUCCCGAUUACGUGUGCAAUUGCAAACUCGGUUGGACUGGAAUCGACUGCUCCGUGAAUUGCGGUUGUAACAAUCAUUCGACUUGCGAAACGGGCGUUGGCGUUUGCGAUGAAUGUCAAAACUUCACAGAAGGCGAUUUUUGCGAAAGAUGUCGCAUGGGCAGCUACGGAAAUGCGACGAGCGAAAAGGGAUGCACGGAAUGCGAUUGCAACAUGCACGGAAAUAAAUCUUUAGGCGUUUGCGAUCCAAUUACGGGCGAAUGUUUCUGCCAGGACAACACGGGAGGCAUUCAUUGCGAGGUUUGCAACAGCGAAUAUUACGGCGAUCCGCGUGACGGAGGGCAAUGUUACUUGGAAUGUGCGCCACGAAGCGUUUUGCAUGCCGGACAACAACAAGGAUUGGGUUCGUAUCAGUCGUAUCGUCCCGAAUGGGGAGGACCUGAGACUCGGGAGUGCUUGUGGAUCAUUAGCCCGAAGACAGAUACCGCAAAAGGCGAUUAUAUCAUCCGAUUGGAAGUCGAAAAGUCCGAAACGAAACGCGUGUAUCGGGCUGUGGAUGUUUGGCGGAUAUUCGAUGUCUAUUUUCCAUGUGGUCCCUUGCUUGUUAGACACUUGAAACAUUCUCGCAGUUUUGACACGAAAAAAAUUGAUCACGAAUCCGAUUUUGAACACUUACAAACCUGCCUGUGUGCGACAAACGGGAAAAUGCAUCUGUCGGGUUUCGAUUCAUGGUCCCUGCAGUUCGGAAAUAAUUGCCACGCGAAACAAGCCAUUUACAUCUAUGGGGGUUUGAGGGAACAGAAGAAAAAUGGCGAUUUCGAUCGCGUGUUUGAUGAUUUUUGGAAAUUUAGUCUCCAAACGCAACGAUGGGAGGUUGUCGAAGUGCAAGGAAGUCUCAAACCGCCUCCGUUGUGUCUUCACACGAUGACUUUGGUGAAAGAUGCGGACAAAGAUUACUUAGUUUUGAUCGGAGGACUGUCUUUUACGCAUGGAUUUAAUCAAGAUGUGUGGCUUUUUAAUAUGACGUCGUCGAAAUGGCAGAAAAUUGAAUGUAAAGGUGUUCUUUCGAGCAUUUUAUUCGGGCACAGUACCGUAAACCAUCAAAUUUCUCGUUCCCUCUACGUUUAUGGCGGAUAUCGCAUCGAAGAAAAUAAAACAGUGAUGUCAAACAAGCUUUUUGCUUUAAAUUACGAAACUUCAACAUGGACUGAGCUUCCUCCGUUUCACGAAUUAAAUCGCCCGGGCGAGUUAAAGGGACGUUUUGGGCAUUCCGCUGUCACAACAGACACGUACAUGGUAAUUUACGGCGGAAAAACAUCCGGAAACAGCAGUGCGGAUAUCCUAAUCGCGUACAAUUACAACUGCAACCAUUGGAUUCGAUUGACGGAAGACACCGACAUCAUUGGCGAAAUUCCGACAAGCACUUAUGCUCAUGCGAUGACGAUCGAUGCGGAUUCCUCCUCGAUUUACGUCGUUGGCGGUUGGGAUGGAAGUAUCAAUGCACGAGUUGUGAAAAUUAACAUUCCCGUGGAUAUUUGUUCGUUAUGGAGUCGAAGCAAGUCAAGUUGUCGCCAUUAUAUGGGAUGCAGUUAUUGCGCGAUUAAGCCGUUGACGGAAUUCGGAUCGCAUUGUUAUUCUUCGGGAAAUUCGGGAGUUUGUAGUGUCACGAAUGACAGUAAUGCGUUGAUUGCGUACAAUUCGGGGGCAAGUUGUGACUUGGAAUGGAUCGAAAGGAGGAAUUGUUCGUCUUUUACGACUUGUAGCGAGUGUCUUGCGACGUGGCCUGUUCAUUCGGCGAAUGGAGAAGCUUCGCAGGUUUGUCAGUGGUUUGAAAGUGUCGAUGGCGCAGGCAGCAAAUGUGUUAGUACGAGUUUGAUUAAUUGCACGGGAACGAAAUGCGGGACAAAUCCUGUUACGAAGGUCGAUCAAUGCCCAAGUCUCCAAUGCAUAGCAAACGAUUGCGCUUCUUGCAACUCCCAAAAAGACUGCGUUUGGGCUUCUGACGGGCAUUCUCAGCAAUGCAUCAACGCCUCAACUCCUUAUUUCAAACGAAAACUUGACGUCAUGACAAGUUGCCCCGCCAAAUGUGACGUCAACAAAAAUUGCAGCGCUUGUCUUACCGCAUUGAGCUCCGAAGGCGGUUACGACGAUUGUCAUUGGAGCACGGAACUCGGAGUUUGCAUGUCUCAAAGUUACCAACCCGUGAUUUGCGCCGGCGGCUUAUGCGGUUUAGUCCUAACGCCCGAAGAAAAAGAUUACUGCCCCGAGUCGUGUGAGGCUUUUGAUCAGUGUCAAACGUGUUUACGACACGCACAUUGUGGUUGGUGCGCCAAAGAAGGCACGGAAGGCGAAGGAUUGUGCACGCAAGGCUCAAUGGCAGAACAUCCGGCAAAAUCUACGUGCGAUUUGUUGUUUGCCGCAACGAAAAAUGUCACUUUGAAGGAAUCUGAUCGCUUUUCGUGGAAUUACGUAAAAUGCCCGCCGGAGAAUGAGUGCGAAAAUGGUCAUCAUAAUUGCAAUCCGGAGUCGGAGCAAUGUUUCGACUUGAAUUACGGCUACAAAUGCAACUGCAAGGAAGGUUUUAAGACGGAAAAUGGGAAAUGCAAGCCGAUUUGUCGUGAGGGAUGCGUUCGGGGCGUUUGUACGGCGCCAGAUGUGUGUCAAUGCGACUUUGGAUAUGUCGGCGUGAAUUGCACAAUUCAGUGUAAUUGCAAUGGAAACGCGAAUUGCAAAGGUCCCGACAAGUUAGACGAGUGCGGAGAGUGUCACAACAACACAAUGGGCUCUCAAUGCGAAAAAUGUCAAAAAUGGUUCGUGAAAAAUGAGCGAAACGAGUGCGUUCCAUGCUUGGAAUACUGUCACGGGCACACAGAUAUCUGCGUUCAACAAGACAUGGCAUUUACUUUUCGUAAUUUGACACGAGAUGAGAUCGAUCAACGCUUGACGGAAGGAGUUCAGAGCGAUGCGGUUUGUUUGGAGUGCAAAAAUCAAACUGAUGGACCGAGAUGUUCAAGUUGCAUUCCCGGAUAUUUUAGAGGAACAAUGUCAAACAACGAUGGAUGCAGGCCUUGUCAAUGUCACGGGCAUGGCGAUAUGUGUGAUCCUGUCACAGGGGAAAAAUGCAAUUGCGCGAAUAACACGGAGAGCGAUUUGACAUGCACGAAUGCGAAAAUGCACAAAAAUUCUGUCCAUCCAUGUUGGGAUGUGCAAUGUUCGAAGUGUAGAGACUCGUAUCAAGGACAUCCAACGCAUGGGCAUCAAUGUUACAAGCAGAUAACGGUCGAUAGUAAAAUGUGUUUUGAUGCGAAGACGAUUGAUGAAUGCAAAGUCAAGCCUCGUGCAUUAAAUCCCGGCGAAACUGUCUUCUUCGUCAUUCAACCUCGUUACACAAAUCUCGAUAUUCGCAUCAUCAUCGAUGUCACUCAAGGCGAACUCGAUCUUUUCAUGAGUCCUCAAGACGAUUCUUUUGUCGUCGAAUCCAACAAAUCUUCCGGUUUCCACGAAAUUUAUUUGGAUCAUCAAUAUCGAUGGAGCAUCGAAGAUCUCGACGACGGCGAACUUUUCAUGCCAAUUCAGUUCAGUCCCGAACGCAACAAAUACAAAAAUUAUUCCGACGAGGAACGAUUUUUCGUGAGUCCCAAUUCCGAUUGCAAGGCGAAAAACGACGGAUUUUCCGUGAAAGAUUAUUUCGUGCGCGAAUUGUGUUCUUACGUGACCCUCACGCAAUGCAACACUUUGAUGCGAGUGUUUGGCUUGAAGAAUCGUCUUGUCGUGACACUGCCUCAGAGCAUUCAUAAUCUCAGUACGACGCGAUUUUUCAUCGUAAUUCGUGCCGUGGGAACGCAAACUGCCAGUUACGGUUUGAUCUUUUUCCGUCAAGAUCAGCUACAUAUCGAUCUCUUUGUCUUCUUUUCCGUGUUCUUUUCGUGUUUUUUCCUCUUUCUCGCCAUUUGUGUCGUGGCAUGGAAGUUUAAGCAAGCUGCCGAUAUGCGACGUGCUCGGCGACGACACAACAUCGAACUGAUUCACAUGGCGCAACGUCCUUUUUCGUGCAUCGAUUUGCAUUUGGGACCCGAUUUGACGCCCGUAACGCAUCGAAGGCGCAAAUCUCGUUCGGCAUCGUCGUCAACGCAUCACGGCUCGUCGAUAACGCAACAACACGCUCACACCUUUGCUCAAGAAUUUUGCAGUGACGGACAUGCCGCCGUUGCUACCGUAUUUAUUCGUCUUCCGGGGCGUCAAAAAGCCCCCAUCAACUUGUCGAUGGGCAGCACGUUGAUAUCGACGAGCAAUUCGCGACGCUGCAAACGAGCCGUGGUCGCAAAUCAGCAACAAGCACAACAAAAUUUGUAAAGAAAUCCGUCUUAACGAGACAACCGCCCAUCCAAUCCAGUGCAAUUCAUGUAAGAAAACACAAACUAGAUGUACAAAAAUGUUGAUCAAUGUAAAUUUAAAUGUAUAAAGGAAUCUCAGAGAAGUUGUAGAAAUACUAAACUUACAAAAAAAUAACUUGAAAUGUUAAAAAAACUCUUUUUUGUAUUAAGAGAAGAUAUAUCAUUAGAACACUUAAAGAAAUUUGUGAUGAAUUCUCGUUUAAAAAAAUGUAAAUAAUUUAAUUUAAUUUUAUUUCAACGACUGCAUCGAAU
Molecule: messenger RNA, 8660 nt
Organism: Culicoides brevitarsis
Lineage: Eukaryota; Metazoa; Arthropoda; Insecta; Diptera; Ceratopogonidae
Gene: Megf8
Product: multiple epidermal growth factor-like domains protein 8
Exons: 11
Coding region: 409-8367 (2652 amino acids)
Molecular function (GO): protein binding; calcium ion binding
Source: RefSeq, a predicted model, not a curated record